This is a messenger RNA of Physella acuta, 2628 nucleotides long. RefSeq lists its product as uncharacterized. Lineage: Eukaryota; Metazoa; Mollusca; Gastropoda; Physidae. The record is from RefSeq and is a predicted model, not a curated record.
CUAUAAUUGUAAUAUAAUAUACUGACUUUUAUUAAAUUAAAACCUAAACUUUAAAUAAAAAUGAACUGGAUUGGCGGGGCUAGAAACAGACUUCGUGGUCCAUUUAAGAAUGAUUUAAAAGCUCAAAAGGAAUAUUUUGAACGCAAAAGACUACUCUUGAAUAAAUCGGAGAAAACAGACGGCGAUGUGGUGGAUUCAGUACGAAGUCGACGUAAGAAAUCCAAAGUUAGCCAAGACGUACUAGCUUUUAAAAGACAGAGCAAAGUAAAUAUUGAAAAUGAUUCCAAUUAUCGUUUGAAUUAUCGAAUGGUCAACAUUAGUUCAAGACAAGUCCCUAGAGUGGGUGCUAAUGUGUAUGGAGGUAGUCAUGUUAAUGUUGUGAACAUGCCGCUGUCGCCGGUAGAAAGACAUUCAGUAUUGCAGCUUACUUCUCCUCCAAGCAAACAAAAUGUUGGCCGUUCAGCUUUAAACAAACAAGAAAAUGAAUUUGGAAAAGGCGUAAGUUUGUUUAACCAAGAAAGAAUUUCCAACAGCCAUAUACACGGAACUGUCCAGUCGCCAGUCAUUGAUCUGUUUGGUAUGCCAGUUAAAAAGCCCGUUAAAGUUAGUAAAGGGACAGCAUCUACAGAUGACAGUAAAGAAAACUAUAGAAUUGAUGGCAUCCGAGCAAGCCGAGAGAGUGAUACAAGUGAAUACGAGUCUUAUUUAAGCGGCGUAGAAAUGAACAUAAACAAAAAUAACUUGUUGAGGAGACAACUGGAAUCAAGCUCCAGAAACACGUCAACACAUUUAUCAAACAAAGACUAUCUUCAGCACAACAGUUACUGCGGUUACCCAGCAGAGAGAAAUUACAACGAUGUAAAUCACACAUCCAGCAGUGCCUCGUAUUUAUCUCCCCACUCACUGGACGACUUACGGACUGUCCCCGAUACAUACUACAACACUGCUGUUAAAUCUCCAGAAAGGGAAACAUUCCAGGUCAGCGUUGUAGAUUCUCCAGACUUAAAGCAAGUUAGUAAACCUGUCUCUUGUGGCGCUUGUAAUAACAACGACACUCGGUAUUACUGCCACUCACAACCAGACGUGCCUGAAUUCGGCAAUCACCGAAAUAAUACUUUUCCCAAAGACGUCUCCAACUCUGACCCUCAGCUAGGCUAUACGAACUAUCUUACGGACAAUUUUCUAACGCGUCCUCCAGCAUCUAAUAGUUUCUACAGUCAGGAACCCCGCGAUAAUCGAAAUUUCAUUCAGGAUAUAAUGUUAAAAGGGCAACAAGAAGAAGAGGAGGAACAGUUCUAUAGAAAACACAAUUUAUUGAACACACAUCCCAUUAGUUUCAGUCAAACCCAGCAAACAACAAGAGCCGAAGAGCAUUGCAUAAAAACCUUUGAUGAGGUCUCCAUCCUGCCAAUAGAACAACACACUUCGUCGUUUACCAAUGUAGGCAGUACUUCACAUUCUGACAAAACCUACAUCGUUGCUAGCGGGUUGGACAAUACACCCGACGUGGUUCAAGGCAAAUCUCGAGAUAAUCCUAAAUACAACGCGAAGAUUGUUGCAAAACACAGCUCUUCUACUUUAGCAUGUUUACGAAACAACGUCAGCAAAAGCACUAAAAAGAAACCUCCAAAUGAGCCGUUUAAUAAAUCCUACAUGAAAGAUCGUUGGUCAAACGCUGUUGGAGAUUCGCCCUUCCCUGGAGAUGUGUAUCCUAACCAUGAACAAAGAAUGCCUCAUAAAACUAGCACAAAAAGCGAGAGAAAACAGGAAGAAAUACUUAGAGAAACUGCAGCUUUCUGUAACAGCGAUAUACCACACAAUUCAGGAUUAACACAGCAAGACCCGAACAGGAGUAAGGGAUUACAACACACCCAAAUGCAGCAAAGAGCGUGUAGUGCUAAAGAGAUUGCUUCUCUACCGUUUAAUGAAAAGGACCAGAUCAAAACUGUUGAAAAUUCCGUGCAAGAAUGUAUCACCGACAUCUUAAAUGACAUCAAUACGUCGCAGGCAGUAACAUCUCAUAAUACUCAAUCCCGUGAUCGCGACAGAGAAAACAGACACAGCUCCAUUUAUGAAUGUACGAACACUAUAUCACGUUAUAAACACGCACGAAAUGACAAUAACUGCAACACAGUUCAAACAACUAAUCUAGCAGAGACAGAAGCCCAUCAGGAACACGUUAUAUAUAAUGAACAUUCCAACCUUAAAACACAGGAUCUACAUCAAGAUAACACUAUUGAUUUAAACGACGAAAUGAGUACUAAAGUUCGUUUAAGUAUUGCCACACCGCUAUCAACCAAACAGAAAACAAGGGACAGAGAAACACCUAUGACGCUGAAAAGCUGUGUCGUGAUAUCAUCAGCAGAUAACCCAGAAACGAGUGACCAGUGUCAGUGUGUCGAUAAAUGUCCUCAAAUUCAUGCUACAACGCUGACCCAGAGUAGUGGACAGUCUGAGAAAAAUGGUCCUAAGACGGUCAGCACUCAGACAACGCCGCGGGUCGUUAAAGAUUCUUCGUGUAGCCCUAUAGCUGUUGUCUGCUCGGACGCUGAGAGGAAAGUGUCGACCACCACAGCAGAUUCUCAAACACUAGACUCUACAUCUACAAAAAAGAAUGAUUCCACUUGA